Chroicocephalus ridibundus (black-headed gull) is the source of this 1196-nucleotide messenger RNA. RefSeq names its product nuclear transport factor 2 (gene NUTF2). The transcript is spliced from 5 exons. Gene Ontology annotation, molecular function: nuclear import signal receptor activity. Bases 393 to 776 code for a protein of 127 amino acids. Gene Ontology annotation, biological process: protein import into nucleus. Gene Ontology annotation, cellular component: nuclear pore central transport channel. The record is from RefSeq and is a predicted model, not a curated record. NCBI's taxonomy places the organism in Eukaryota, Metazoa, Chordata, Aves, Charadriiformes, Laridae.
CGCUGGGCCCCGGUCCCCCGCGGGUUGGCACAUGGCACCGCCCCACCCCGCGCUCGCCGGCCGCGGCCCCACGGUCCGGUCCCGGCCCCGCCGCGGGGUGCUGCCGGCAGCCGCGGGCCGGGUUGGGCGGCAACCGGCGGCCGGAGCCGCCCUGACCUUCCCCGUCUUUGAGGCGCCGUCCCCGAGGGGCGGCGGCCGGGACCCGGCGCCCGCGUUUACCGGCUGAGGGAGCCGAGCUGCCGCCGGCGGCUCUGCCCCGGCGCUGAGGGGGGUGGAAGGCGCCCGGCCCAGCUCCGAGGGAGUGAGGGGCAAACCCGGGCCGCACGCUGAGGGAACGGGUCCCUCCGGCCGGUCGGUGAGCGGGAGUCACUGGCUUUGGGUGAGGAUUCAGAAUGGGAGACAAGCCUAUCUGGGAGCAGAUUGGGUCCAGCUUCGUACAACAUUACUACCAGCUUUUUGAUGCAGACAGGACUCAGUUAGGAGCAAUAUAUAUUGAUGCAUCAUGCCUUACGUGGGAAGGACAGCAGUUCCAGGGCAAAGCAGCUAUUGUUGAAAAACUCUCUAGCCUCCCUUUCCAAAAAAUACAACACAGCAUCACAGCACAAGACCACCAACCUACACCUGACAGCUGUAUACUCAGUAUGGUAGUGGGACAGCUUAAGGCUGAUGAAGAUCCUAUCAUGGGAUUCCACCAGAUAUUUCUAUUAAAGAACAUCAACGAUGCCUGGGUUUGCACCAAUGACAUGUUCAGGCUAGCAUUGCACAACUUUGGCUGAGCUGGAAACCCCGAGGCACCCGUGCUUUUUUUUUUUUUUUUUUUUUUUCUCCUCUCCUCUUACUGGUAUUAUUCACACUCACGGAACAUUCCAAAUAUCAUACACAAAGCUGCAGCCCUGCGGAGCGUGAGCAAGCAAGACCUGUGACCUGCCCUUCUGCUGAGUUUACAUUGUCACUAGAUGAGUUUCUUGUGCAUGAUGUUUGGAAGUUAGACUUAGCUGCAUUUGACAAGAGAAAUUUGUGUUGUACCAGCAUGCCUCGGAAAGAAUUUACAAUGCAAAAGGUUGUUGUUUAUGUAUUGACAAGAUGCUCUAUAACCCAAAGAAAUGAAAGAACAGCAGCCUGUACAGCCCAGAUAUUGAUUUAUUCAGAUGUUUCAAUGCUACAUUACACAAUAAAACCAUCAGAUUUUCUUAACA